Molecule: messenger RNA, 561 nt
Organism: Thermothelomyces thermophilus ATCC 42464
Lineage: Eukaryota; Fungi; Ascomycota; Sordariomycetes; Sordariales; Chaetomiaceae
Exons: 4
Coding region: 1-561 (186 amino acids)
Biological process (GO): secondary metabolite biosynthetic process
Molecular function (GO): oxidoreductase activity, acting on CH-OH group of donors; flavin adenine dinucleotide binding
Source: RefSeq, a predicted model, not a curated record
AUGGCCCCUUACGCCGACAUCAACAUGCCUCGGCUCCGCACCCUUCUUGUUGCCACGAUCCUCAUUCUUCUCCAACAGUCUGGCCUGGCGUAUCCCCGGACGCACCAUGCAUCAAAACUAUUUGUGGGCGGCCGCGGGGUCGAUGGGGAGUACGACUACAUCGUUGAUGGCAAAACGACGGUGCUCGUGGUGGAAUAUGGCCAGCGGACUCCCAGUGUGCUCCAGCUGAGCGGCAUCGGGCCGCGCGAGCUCCUCGAGUCGGCGGGCAUCCUCACGGUCGUCAACCUGCCCGGCGUGGGGCAGGACUUUCAGCAUCACGCCAUGAUCCAAGCAGGCCUUCGGUUCGCCGCCUACCUGGCCCGCUCGCUCACCCCGACCGAGUACCACCCGGCAGGGACCCGCGCCAUGCUGCCCAGGGACCUCGGCGGCGUCGUCGACCAGGAGCUGCGCGUCUACGGCGUCGAUCGCAUUCGGGGAGUGCCGUCCAAGUGGUCAUUCGCCGUGUUCCGUGUCGUUUCCCUUGUUCUCUGCUUCCUCCAUUUUCAUAGAUAUACUGCGUAA